Molecule: messenger RNA, 1522 nt
Organism: Oryzias melastigma (Indian medaka)
Lineage: Eukaryota; Metazoa; Chordata; Actinopteri; Beloniformes; Adrianichthyidae
Gene: rwdd2b
Product: RWD domain containing 2B
Exons: 4
Coding region: 222-1109 (295 amino acids)
Molecular function (GO): protein binding
Source: RefSeq, a predicted model, not a curated record
UGCUGAAACAACGCAACAGGAACUACUAUAAGCUAAUCAUGUGUUACAGACAAACUAGUCCUCGAAUCCAUAUCGGGACUUGAGUUUACUUAAAUGUUUUCUUAAAUUAAUAUUUUUUAUCCUUUAAGUAAUUUUAAAACAUACAUUUGGCUCCAUGAAGUGUGUGUACACGCCAUUGGGUCUGUAUUUAAGCUAGCAAACCUAUUAUUUUGAGCUCCAACAUGUCUUACUUGGAGUGGGCAGAAGCUCAGGUGGCAGAGUUGGAGCUGUUGACCAGCAUGUUCCCCAGCCAGGAGGAGCUGGAGCUCACCGACCAACUGGCGCUAGCAGAGCUGAGAAGCUACAUGGAGUCUCCGACAGACUGUGCCCCUGCCUCCUCCAGACCUCAGUUCCUCAUCAAGCAGAAGUUUGAUUCUGCAGGGACUGAAGGGAUGGAGAUCAUUUUGUCGUGCGCUUAUCCAUCCGAGUAUCCCAGUGUGUUGCCAGAUAUUACAGUGCGGAGUUCUGGUCUCAGUAGAGCCCAGCAGGCACAGCUCCAGGCAGAUCUCAAAAAGUAUCUCAUGGAAAACUGCCAAGGGGAAGUGUGUGUGCUUGCUGCCGUGGACUGGGUGAAAGACAGCCUUCAGAGCUUAUUAGCAGCUACUGCUCUUAAAACGGUGACUCCUGCCACCUCCUCCUUGGUGGCACAGGAAGUGUUCAGCCGGCUGUGGAUCUACAGUCACCACAUCUACAACAAGUCAAAAAGGAAGAACAUCCUGGAGUGGUCUAAGGAGUUGGGCCUGUCAGGAUUCAGCAUGCCUGGGAAACCUGGCAUUGUGUGCGUAGAAGGGCCUCAACCGGCCUGUGAGGAGUUUUGGUCCAGAGUGAAGGUUCUGACGUGGAAAAAGAUCAUGAUUCGACAUCGAGAGGAUAUUACACUUCAAGGUGAGGACGGCAAAGCUGCUCCGAGCAUGGACUCCCUUCGGAAGUUCUCCACCUUCGAAGAGGCCAUGUUUGACCCUCACGGGAGCAGAGGCAACCACAUGGACCUCGGACAGCUCUACCACUUCCUCAAUGAAAAAGGCUGCUGUGAAGUCUUUCAAAUGUAUUUCGGCAUUGAAGGGAGAUAACGGUAUAUCAGAGAACAAUAAACAGUUUACUUUAUAUAAUUAUCUGCAGAAUUAAACAUGUUUAUGAGUCACAUUCAAGAUCUUAAAUGGAACAUAAAAACACAUUUUUGAAAAAAAAAAUCUGUUUUUAUGACUCCUGCCAAAUACACCUGUGGCCCAACUAAUAAGAACAUGGAGCUCUGCCAAAACGAUCCAGUUAAAACAUUGUCUUCUUUCCAUUUUUAAUUAUUUAGGAUGUUAUUAUUUUUUGAUCAAAAAACUUCUUUCCUCUCAGGACAAAACUAUUGAAAGUUUUACCUGAGUUUUAUUGUCUGAAGAAUUGCACAAAUUAAUCAAAACAGAUUAAAUAAGUGAUUUUAUUUUUCAUUUGUCAACUGUUUUGUUAGCAGAGAAUAAAAUACAUAUGAAAAAAA